AUGGAAAACAUCACCAUAGAUAAUAUGACUGUGGGGAAUGACACGUCGGUGCAGGACAAUGAGACCCUGGGUGUUUGGACUGACUACACUGUUGAGUAUAAAGUGGUCAGUGUGUUUUUGGUGUCCCUCAUAUGCGGGGUGGGGAUCGUGGGGAAUGUGAUGGUCAUCCUAGUGGUCCUGACCACCAAACAUAUGCGGACUCCCACUAACUGUUACCUGGUGAGCCUGGCUGCGGCUGACCUGAUGGUCCUCACGGCCGCCGGGCUGCCCAACAUCACCGACGCCCUGUACGGCCAGUGGGUGUACGGCUACGCGGGCUGCCUGGGCAUCACCUAUUUCCAGUACCUGGGGAUAAACGCGUCCUCGUGCUCCAUCACCGCCUUCACCGUGGAGCGCUACAUCGCCAUCUGCCACCCCAUCAAAGCGCAAUUUCUGUGCACUUUAUCCAGGGCAAAGAAAAUCAUCAUGCUGGUGUGGGCGCUCACUUCUGUCUACUGCGUCAUGUGGCUCUUUCUGUCAGACACUAAAAAGUUGGUGUACGACAACGUGGUGCUGCUCAGCUGCGCAUACAAAGUGUCCAGGAGUCACUACCUGCCCAUUUACUUCACAGAUUUCGCGGUGUUUUACGUGCUGCCUCUCAUGCUGGCCACAGUCCUGUACGGACUGAUCGCCAGGAUACUUUUCCUGAACCCGCUGCCGUCAGAUCCCAAGGACAGCACCAAGAAGUGGAAGAAGGAGACGAGUCAGGGUGGGAGGAUGAUCAGCGCCAGCUCCUCCAGCAGCACCACGGCUGCCUCCCGCAGACAGGUGACCAAGAUGCUUGCUGUGGUGGUGAUCCUCUUCGCCUUACUGUGGAUGCCCUACAGGACCUUAGUGGUGGUCAACUCCUUCUUGGAGAAGGCCUACCUGGACACCUGGUUCCUGCUCUUCUGCCGUCUCUGCAUCUAUCUAAACAGUGCCAUUAACCCGGUCAUCUACAAUGCCAUGUCCCAGAAAUUCCGUGCUGCCUUUAAGAAGCUGUGUCACUGUGGCCCUCAGCGCAUGGAGAAACCAGCUUCUUACAGCGUGGCGCUCACCUAUAGUGUCAUCAAAGAGACGUCCAAUGGGGAAAGUCCCGACCACUUCACUACAGAAAUGGACGAGCUAAACACACCAACAGAUCAAUACCUACCUUCCAGCAUCCUGCCCAACACAAAGAGGAUGCCGUAUGAGGAGCCUUCCCUGUCUGGAAGUGAUGUCAAAGCCUGA
Molecule: messenger RNA, 1248 nt
Organism: Seriola dumerili (greater amberjack)
Lineage: Eukaryota; Metazoa; Chordata; Actinopteri; Carangiformes; Carangidae
Gene: trhra
Product: thyrotropin releasing hormone receptor
Exons: 2
Coding region: 1-1248 (415 amino acids)
Biological process (GO): phospholipase C-activating G protein-coupled receptor signaling pathway
Cellular component (GO): membrane
Molecular function (GO): thyrotropin-releasing hormone receptor activity
Source: RefSeq, a predicted model, not a curated record